UUUGGUGCAACAAUAUAAUUUUGCCCGAAAUUAUCUAAUGGUUGCUUAAAUUAUAUCUUUUCAAAAAAAACAAAAUGGUUCGUUCGUUAUUAAUUAGUUCUCAAAAAUUAGUUAAGCCAAUUUCACGACAUACUGUUUUUCCGGCAAAUAAUUUAAAGAGACAAAAUCCGAUAAUAAAUUCAACACGAUUAAAGAUUUUUUAUUCCACUACAGCGAUAAAUACAACCACCAAAAAGUCUCAGCCACUACCGAGGCCUUUACCCGAAAUUAAAAAUAAUACCACUCAAUAUGUCAUUUUUGGAAUAAUUGGUGUCAGCUUUUGGGUUGGAGCUAUAAUUGCUUCAUUUAAUUAUCAACGCUUGAAUAGUAGCACUGUACAAGGAAGUCUGUUUAAUUUAAAAUAUCAUCCUAAAGCUUUAGAAUUAUUGGGGAAAAAUAUUAAUUUCACUUCUGGUUUACCUUGGAUUAAGGGAAGCAUUAAUCAUUUAAAAGGCAAAGUAGA
Rhizophagus irregularis DAOM 181602=DAOM 197198 is the source of this 502-nucleotide messenger RNA. RefSeq lists its product as uncharacterized. Gene Ontology annotation, cellular component: mitochondrial inner membrane. Gene Ontology annotation, biological process: mitochondrial respiratory chain complex IV assembly. The record is from RefSeq and is a predicted model, not a curated record. NCBI's taxonomy places the organism in Eukaryota, Fungi, Glomeromycota, Glomeromycetes, Glomerales, Glomeraceae.